Molecule: messenger RNA, 9684 nt
Organism: Onychomys torridus (southern grasshopper mouse)
Lineage: Eukaryota; Metazoa; Chordata; Mammalia; Rodentia; Cricetidae
Gene: Hipk3
Product: homeodomain interacting protein kinase 3
Exons: 18
Coding region: 781-4425 (1214 amino acids)
Biological process (GO): peptidyl-serine phosphorylation; peptidyl-threonine phosphorylation
Cellular component (GO): PML body; cytoplasm; nucleus
Molecular function (GO): ATP binding; protein serine/threonine kinase activity; protein tyrosine kinase activity
Source: RefSeq, a predicted model, not a curated record
CGGAAGCUAUUCCUGCUGGAGGGAUGGCGUGAGAGCUCAGGGUUGGAUCCGCGCGGGCCGCCUGGCGGGCUGCGAGCGUCAAGGGCGCGGUUGCGGGCGGACCCCGGGGAGGGGCUUCGCGGAGGCGCCGGGGCCCUAGCCGAGCGGGGCCGCCCGGGCUGGGCGCGCAGCGCGGCCGAGCGGGCGGUGGCGCUGCGGAGGCGGCGGCCGAGGCCGGCGGGCGUGGAGGAGGGGCCCGAGAUCGGGGCGGCCCGCGGCAGCUGCCCGGGUGACGACUGCCGGCAGCGCGGCGCCUUGAGGAGUCCGAGCCGCAGGCCCCCGGCGUCGCGGCCUCGCAAGCGGCCCUCCUCGUCCUUGUCUCCACCUCGGGGCCGGGGAAAUGGGCCCUCACGGCCGCGGGCCCUGCAUCCCGCGCCGCCCGUAGGCCCCGGUGGCCCGCCGGCUUGUCACCGCCCCUGUCCCCAGUCGAGCCGUCCCCACCCCAGGUCCCCGGGAAGGAAGAUGAGGGAAACGGGCCCGGCGAUCGGCAGCCAGAGCAGCAGCAGCGGUCGGGGGAGGGUGUUUCGCCGUUUCCUCUCAGCCGCCAGGACAAGAUGGCAGCGGCCGCCGAGAGGGGCUGAGCCCCGGCUGGGUGGCGCCGCCUGCUGAAGCGCUUGGCUCCGGGUCCCCGCACGGCCCCCGCGACCCAUCCCGGACAUGCUCAGGGCUGCGGCCGCCCGAAGCGGGGAGAGCGCGGGCCUCUAGGAAGGUUUCUGCUGUAAUCUACAGCCUCUGAAGUGUAUGGCCUCACAAGUCUUGGUCUACCCACCAUACGUUUAUCAAACUCAGUCAAGUGCCUUUUGUAGUGUGAAGAAACUCAAAGUAGAGCCAAGCAGUUGUGUUUUCCAGGAAAGACACCGUCCACAGACCUAUGUGAACGGUAGAGACUUUGGAAACUCUCACCCUUCCACGAAGGGUGGUGCUUUUCAGACAAAGACACCGUUCUCUAAACCUCGAGGACACAGCUUUUCAUUGCAGGCAGGUGCCGUUGUUGUCAGAGACACUGCCGGUGCUACAAAGGUCACAGCAGCUCCGGUGCAGCAAGCUGGAGUGCAGGCACCUGGCACUGUGGUGUGGCGAAACCGGUUACCUUUCCUGGAAGGUCCCCAGCGAUGUGGAUUGAAGCGCAAGAGUGAGGAGUUGGAUAAUCACAGCGGCGCGAUGCAGAUUGUCGAUGAACUGUCCAUACUUCCUGCAAUGUUGCAAACCAACAUGGGAAAUCCAGUGACAGUUGUGACAACGAGUACAGCAUCAAAACAGAACUGUACCAGUGGAGAAGGGGAUUAUCAGUUAGUGCAGCAUGAAGUCUUAUGCUCUAUGAAGAACACGUAUGAGGUCCUUGAUUUUCUUGGUCGUGGCACUUUUGGCCAAGUUGUUAAAUGCUGGAAGAGAGGGACAAAUGAAAUUGUAGCAAUCAAAAUUUUGAAGAACCACCCUUCUUACGCACGCCAAGGGCAGAUAGAAGUGAGCAUCUUAGCAAGGCUCAGUACUGAGAACGCUGACGAGUACAACUUUGUGCGGGCCUAUGAGUGCUUCCAGCACCGCAGCCAUACCUGCCUGGUCUUUGAGAUGCUGGAGCAGAACCUGUAUGACUUUCUGAAGCAGAAUAAAUUCAGUCCCCUGCCCCUGAAGGUGAUCCGGCCCAUUCUUCAGCAAGUGGCCACUGCUCUGAAGAAGUUAAAAAGUCUUGGUUUAAUUCAUGCUGACCUCAAACCAGAGAAUAUUAUGUUGGUGGAUCCUGUUCGACAGCCAUACAGGGUUAAAGUGAUAGACUUUGGGUCGGCCAGUCAUGUAUCAAAGACUGUUUGUUCAACAUAUCUACAAUCUCGGUACUACAGAGCUCCAGAGAUUAUAUUGGGGUUGCCAUUUUGUGAAGCCAUAGACAUGUGGUCAUUGGGAUGUGUGAUUGCAGAGUUAUUCCUUGGAUGGCCACUCUACCCAGGAGCCUUGGAGUAUGAUCAGAUUCGAUACAUUUCUCAGACUCAAGGUUUACCAGGAGAACAAUUGUUGAAUGUGGGUACAAAAUCCACAAGAUUUUUUUGCAGAGAAACGGAUAUGUCUCAUUCUGGUUGGAGAUUAAAGACACUGGAAGAGCAUGAGGUAGAGACAGGAAUGAAGUCUAAAGAAGCCAGAAAGUACAUAUUCAACAGUCUGGACGAUAUAGCGCAUGUGAACACAGUGAUGGAUUUGGAAGGAAGUGAUCUUUUGGCUGAGAAAGCUGAUAGAAGAGAAUUUGUUAGUCUGUUGAAGAAAAUGUUGCUGAUUGAUGCAGAUUUAAGAAUUACUCCAAUUGAGACGCUGAACCACCCGUUUGUUAAUAUGAAGCAUCUUCUAGAUUUCCCUCACAGCAACCAUGUAAAGUCCUGUUUUCAUAUUAUGGAUAUUUGUAAGUCCCACCCAAGUCCAUGUGAUACAAAUAAUCGCAGUGAAAUGUCACUCUUCCGGCCGGUUGCAUCCAACGGUACUGCUGCUCUAACGGCAAACCUGACCAAAAUCGGGACAUUAAGAAACCAGGCAUUAACUACAUCUGCUCACUCAGUUGUGCACCAUGGGAUACCUCUGCAGGCAGGAACUGCACAGUUUGGUUGUGGUGAUGCUUUUCAUCAGACCCUGAUUAUCUGCCCCCCAGCUAUUCAAGGUAUUCCUGCAGCACAUGGUAAACCCACCAGUUACUCCAUACGGGUAGACAAUACAGUCCCGCUUGUGACUCAGGCCCCAGCUGUACAGCCACUGCAGAUCCGACCUGGAGUCCUUUCACAGCAGACCUGGUCUGGUAGAACACAGCAGAUGCUGAUGCCUGCCUGGCAGCAGGUAACACCCAUGGCUCCUGCUGCUGCGACACUGACUUCAGAAGGAUUGGCUGGUUCACAGAGGCUUGGAGACUGGGGGAAAAUGAUUCCACACAGCAGUCAUUACAACUCAGUGAUGCCACAACCUCUUCUAACCAAUCAGAUAACAUUAUCGGCCCCUCAGCCUAUCAGCGUGGGCAUUGCACAUGUUGUCUGGCCUCAGCCUGCCACUACCAAGAAAAACAAGCUGUGCCAGAACAGAGGUAUUUUGGUAAAACUAAUGGAAUGGGAGCCAGGAAGAGAGGAAAUAAAUGCUUUCAGUUGGAGUAAUUCAUUGCAGAAUACCAAUAUCCCACAUUCAGCAUUUAUUUCUCCAAAGAUAAUCAAUGGGAAAGAUGUUGAGGAAGUAAGUUGUGUAGAAACACAGGACAAUCAUACCUCAGAAGGAGAGGCACGAAACUGCCAGGAAGCGUCUGUCAGACAGGACACUUCUGUUUCAGACAAACAGCGGCAAACCAUCAUCAUUGCCGACUCCCCAAGUCCUGCCGUGAGUGUGAUCACCAUUAGCAGUGACACGGAUGACGAAGAGACCUCACCCAGACAUUCACUCAGAGAGUGUAAAGGUAGUUUAGAUUGUGAAGCUUGCCAAAGCACUUUGAAUAUUGAUCGGAUGUGUUCACUCAGCAGUCCUGAUAGCACUCUGAGCACCAGCUCCUCUGGCCAGUCCAGCCCAUCCCCUUGCAAGAGACCGAACAGUAUGUCAGAUGAUGAACAAGAAAGUGGGUGUGAGACUGUGGAUGGCUCCCCAACAUCAGACUCCUCGGGGCAUGACAGUCCAUUUGCAGAGAGCAGUUUUGUGGAGGACACUCAUGCAAACACAGAGCUGGGGACUUGUGCUGGCACAGAAGCCAGGCCAGCUGUUGGCACUGCUGUGGAGCCCCCAGUGGGAAUAGAAAGUGGAUUGACGGUCGAUGAGCACAUGGCAAGCACAGAUUCUACAUGCCAGCCAUUAAUAAAAGGACAGCCUGCCCCUGGAAAGCUGAACCAGCCUUCUGCCUCGGGUGCUCGUCAGCAAAAACCCACAUCAGCAUUCCAGCAGCAGCAUUUGAACUUCAGCCAGGUUCAGCAUUUUGGAGCCGGGCAUCAAGAGUGGAAUGGAAACUUUGGGCAUCGGAGGCAGCAAGCGUACAUUCCUACUAGUGUUACCAGUAAUCCGUUCACUCUUUCUCACGGAAGUCCUAGCCACACAGCAGUGCAUGCCCAUCUGGCUGGAAGUACGCACCUCGGAGGACAGCCUGCUCUCCUUCCAUACCCAUCAUCAGCUGCCCUCAGUAGUGCUGCACCGGUGGCCCACCUCUUAGCCUCUCCGUGUACCUCAAGACCUAUGUUACAGCAUCCAACUUACAAUAUCUCCCAUCCCAGUGGCAUAGUUCACCAAGUCCCAGUGGGCAUAAAUCCCCGUCUGUUACCAUCCCCAACCAUUCAUCAGACUCAGUACAAACCAAUCUUCCCUCCACAUUCUUACAUUGCAGCAUCACCUGCGUAUACUGGAUUUCCAUUGAGUCCAACAAAACUCAGCCAGUAUCCAUAUAUGUGAAAACUCAAAAACAGUAUAUUGAGGAAGCUCAAUGAUAUAAACGUUUGAUUAAAAAUAAAAACAUGGUAUUUAAUAAAUAUUAGCCAUGGCACAAGAAAAUUAUUUUUGAAUCAUGUAGACUUGGGUGCAAUUUAAACAACUUUGAGCUUUAAAAGAACUCUCACUUUUAAUGUGUUUUGCACAUUUGGUAUAACUUGUCUUUGGUCAUGUAUCUUCUUACGUAGUUACUCUAGACAGGUGACUUAUGGGAGCAGAAGUCCAGUUUUGCUCCUGCUAUUUUUUAUAAAAUUGCCUUCUAACUAGUGCAAGACACGUCCACAUUUGGGAAGCCAUUCUGUGUCUAGACUUUAGAGCAACAGAUGCACAUGUGUCAGAAUUACAGCAUACGAGUGAAUUGUAUCGUCUGUGUCUUAGUGUGUACAUGUUGGGGCACUUAACCUAAGCAAUUGAGCUAUUGUUCUUUACAUUUGCAUGUGUCUUUUGCAUGGGCAAAAUGUUGCCUAGACUUGGCUCUUAAUGUUGUUCUAAUAAUCUCAGCUGCAUUGUAAACCGUUCCCACACAUAGUGCCUUAAAUAUUUGAGGUUGUUCAAGUUAUUACCUAUCUGUAAAUGUUGAGGACUGCAGCACUUAAAAUCCAGACCUACUCUUUAGUUUUCUUUCAGUAGAGUACUGUUCCUUUUGGCUUUGUGUGGUAUGAUUUCAGAUAGCAGCUGCUUUUUCCUUAGUAAGAGGGCAGCAUGUUUGCUAUAGCUGAAUUCUGCUGUCUGAUUUUUUCCAGAAUGAUCUAGCUUCAAGAAAAGCAAGCAGUUAGUAGUGCUUAAGAAAACUUGAUUCAGUAACUAAUGGAUAGUUGAUAUCUGUCACAGCACAGCAUUUUAUAUACUAUUAAGUGAAACUGCAAUACAACCUAAGUUUAUUUUGGGAGUGUUUGCUGUAUAAUUGGACUUCAUAAAAUGUUUAGAAGUGCAGUAGGCAUGACUUGAGUAGAUAAUGAAAGAAAAUGCAAAAUGCUCAUUGAUUCAUGAUGUGAUUUCAUCUUAGCUUGGGCAGACCAUGCAGUAUUUAAUACAUACAUAGUAGCAGAAUAUUUACUAUUGAAGCUUGAAAAGAUGUGAGUUCUUUGUGUGCAAUUUUUCAUUUAUGCAUGUGAGAAGGUUUUUGGUUUUGGUUAUUUUAAGUAUUUUUACAUUGUAGUACUCGUUUUUGCUUGUUGGUGGUGUUUGCUUAUUUAAUACAUUCCGUCAGGGACAGAAAUUACAUGCUUUUUCUCUUAGGAAGUGUGUAUUGGGUUUUCCCCUCCCCCCUCCCCUUGGUGGUGAUGGUGGUGAUGUUUAAAUGAAGUUGCUUUUACAGCACCAAAGACUUAAUCAUCCAUUUCUUAUAUAAAAGGUAGCUACUUUUUGCAUAGACCUCAAGUAUAUUGUAGUGUAGAGGUGGAAUUUAAGGAAAGGUAUUAAACCAAGGCUGUGUUUUAGCUUCCAGGCAAGUAAUAAAUUGUAUCAUUUAUCUUGAAUGUAUCAUAGAUAAGCUGCUAUAUAACGAUUGCCACUUCAGAUAGCUGUGAAAUUAGGUGAUUAACUAGUUGUUCUUUAGCUUUCUGAUUUCUGUAUAAGUCUAAUUACACGAGAUAGAAGCUGGGGUUUUGAUUUUUUUACUUUGCUUUUCUGUUUGGAGUGUCAUUGUAACUACUGUAUUGUAAAUGAUGGAAACAAUUGCCUAUGUUAUUUUGGGGUGUGUUAUUUGCAUCAGUAUUUUAUCUCUAUUAAUGUUUGUGUUCAUCACUGCAUAUAAGAACUUGGAUGUAUCAAUGUAACUUAAUUUUUUAUUUUCAUACUGGCAUUGUAGACACUUGAGAAAGCUGUAUCUUGCAGGCUUGACUUAACUUUUUUUCCUUAAAAGUCUGGAAUAUAAUCUUACAGCAUUUACUGGAAUAAACAGUACAAAACAUUUGAGUGUAAGACUCCAAAUGUUUUGGAUCGACAGCAUUUCUUUACUAAGCAAGUUGCUUACCACAAGUACGGCUCUAGUACAGCACUGAUGAUAAGCUAAUGAUACGUUUUUCUUUACUCCAUUGACAUACGCAGUGUUUUAUUUAAUAAUCAUCUAAGACAUAAACGUGCCUGAAGUUGAUUUUAAAAAUUACAGUAUUAGAUCAUAAAGUAAAAACCAGCAGCACAUUUUUAGUCACUCAAAAUGAAGGACUUGAUUUCCCCACAGGUUUCAGUGUUUUUAGUAAUUGAUUCUAUGCAUUUUAUACAAAUAAAAAUAGAAAAACCACACAUUACAAGAAGGAGUAGAGCGAGAUGAAUUUAGACUAUUUACAGACGACACAUUUGUGGAGUCACUGUUUAAGGCACUGCUGCUCUGCUCAUUUGAGUUACAUGGGCCAGCAAGUUACUGCUGUCUGCUCUCUUCUUGGAAAAGAUUUAGUGUUGGUGAUGGAUGUUCCAGAACCACCAGCUACAAAGAUUGUGUCACAACAGGCACAGAGGUGGCCCGUAAGCUGUGCUGACUGCCCAGCAAUGAUGCAUUUUUCUGUAUUUCAGUUCAUGACUGGAGCAGCCUGGUUAAUUCGACAGUAGAUGGUAACAGUCAACAUCUUCAUGCCACAGUAAUGCUUUUUAAAGGCAUGUCACAGUAAAUGCGCUGCUCUUAAUUAAUUGCAAUCAUGGGCUUUUUAAUAUAUUUCAAAAUUUAAAACUUCAGAAUCCCCCUGAAGUCCAAUUUUAGCAUAUUGGUAGAAGAAUCUGGAUUUUACCCUUUUAAAACUAUUUUAAUAGUUUUGUUUUAAUGUUUUCUUAAAUAAAACACUGCAUGAUUUCCAAGUUGCAUAUUUGUGUGCUAAUUUGCAAGUGAAUUUUUAAUCAGUUAUUUUGGUAUUUAGGUUUCUUUCUUCAGGGUAUUAAAUAUGUUACUCUAUUAGCAAAACUUCUUCAUUUUAAUAUUUCUACUGCUAAUUUUAAACUUGGGCUUGUGUUCUGUAAAAGUUAAAUCAUAUACUGCAAGGUGCAGGAAGAGUGAUUUUAAUGACCCUACAGAUCCAAUGACUUGGUUUGAACUGUUAACUGUUGAACAGUUUUACCCUUGCGGCUUUUCUCUUUGGUUGUUCUUGCUUUUUACUCCUAUGCUACACUAGUUUGCCAUGUAGCAGUUGCACUGUGCAAUAUUACAGUAAGGACUGGGAAAACUUUCAUGGAUGUAAUGUCUAUUACAGUUUGCGAUAGUAUUUCUCUCUAGUUCUCAGUGAUUUCAUGUGACCAAGCCUUCUGUACUUUGUCACAAAAAGCGGGUUUUCCAGGUGACUAUUUUGGUGAGUGUCAAAAUAAGAAUUUAUGGUGUAUUACUGUUGAUUCACUUUGAAUUAAAAUAUAUAUAUUGCAGCAAACAGCUUGCUGACUUUUUUUCCACUUCAGUAUUUCAUAAGGGCAGAGAUGGGAAUGGUUGGCAUUACCAAAUUACUUGAGCAUUGACAUUUCAUUUGAUGCAUGGAGCCACCUUGUGUUAGGAAUUUUGUUAGGUGAACGAGAACAUAGUACAACAUGUUUGUAACUUGCCCAAAGUCCAACUGCUUGUGUGUGUGAACCUGAGGUGGAGCCGGGCUGACCCCGACUAGUCAUCUUUUCAGCCUAGCCUGGCACAGUGUGCCAGAAAUGCCUGACCACAGCAUAACCAUUUCCAUUUUUCUGGAAAAUUUGAGUUUCUUAAACAUUUUUUAAGGGCGUAUUUCUGUUGGCCAUUCAUGGAUGGAGACUAGGGAAGUCACACGGAGUUUUGAAAAGUGCAACAUGAGACUUUGAAAGAAUGCUAGUUGGCCUGAGCCAGCUUCAGUCAGUGUUCUCAAAUGCCACCUUAUUCUCAAGGCCUUAACUUUGGACGUGGAACUGUGAGCAGGUGUGUGGGAAACAUUCCAUUAGAGCAGAGCUGUGACUUAGGACUUCUGUCUUGGUGCUUAGGGUCAAAUCCAGAGCUAAGCUAAAACACACCUGUGAAUAUAUAUUUCUCCACAAGCUUUCAAUUGAAGUGUAAAGUAGGUGGAUAUUUUAGUGUUUGCUUCUGUCAACAUUUUGUUGGUGAGAGUCUUCCAAAUUGUACAUAAUUGCAUUUGAACUCAUGUUUCUAUAGUAUUCUUUUGUGUGUAUACUGGUUUUGUUGAUGGUCAUUUGGAGAAGUUUGCCAUUUUUAGAUAUUUGGAAUAGUGUUGCUGUGGAUGUUACUGUCCAUCUUUUGGAGAACAUAUGUAGAUGCAGCAUAUAUGUGGAAAUAGAAUGAAUAGAUCAUAGGGGGUAUACAUAUUUCGCUUCUUUAGACACUACCACACCGUAUUCCAACGUCCUGGAAUUGGUUUGCACUUGCGGUAUGUGAGCAUUCUAGUUGUCUUCUAAUCUAGCCUAGCACACACUUUUUCCUUUGCUUUAGUUGUUAUUGUGAGGUUAGGUUCUUAAAAUAUAAACAGCAGCAACCACAAAAAACUGUCACUAAGGUGCAAACACUGAUCCUAUAUUUAGAUGAAAUCUAGAGUUUGUGAUUUUCCUCGAAGUAUCCUUAACUUCAGGGUAUACCAAGAAGUACUGAGCUAUUUAAGUGGAUCUAGGGCUGCAGAAGGUUUUGUCUGAAGGGCUUAAAGGGUAACAGUACAGAAAUGUCUUUGAGUGCACAUCUAAACCAGUACCCACUACCAUGCCUUACCACAUCGUAAGUCUGCCACAAAUCAUUCAGAAUAGGAAAUACCUGUGUUCCAAAUGCUGGGCACUUGUCAUUGGAAGAAGCAGAAGGCCCAUUGCCUUACCACACCGUGGUGGGGAGACCAAGUCAGUGCCCAGCAAGGUGGCAUUGGAGGUGAACAGAAUACUAGCCACACAAGGGGAAAACUGCACAGCAGCUUAACUCGAAUAUGAGCUUUUAAUGUCAACAAAACAAGGAUGGUGGCCGGUGAUGUCCGAGCUCAGUGCGUGGGUGGGGUGCUGGAGACAGAGGAAGCCACUGUAGGGAUAGGCAUGGAGUAGACUUAAUUCCAGACACCGAGAAGCUAGAAAAGGAAUUUAGGCAACACAACCCAGUCUGGUUUUUGAAAAUUCAAUCUGGUUGGCCCAUGGCAAACAGGCUACAGGUCUGAAGACCCUCUAGGGUGUUGAAAGCCGCACGAGAGAGGGAGAGGCAUGAGAGCCAGCCUUGGGUCAAGAGGUUUGUGUUGUGAAUAACACGUCUUCUUCUCUUUCUAAAGAUGGCCUCCUUAUCCGAAAUGGCCCAGGACUUCAGAC